Messenger RNA from Funneliformis caledonium, 309 nucleotides. The record is from the annotation of a GenBank genome assembly. Lineage: Eukaryota; Fungi; Glomeromycota; Glomeromycetes; Glomerales; Glomeraceae.
AUGGCACCGAGAGAGAGUAAAACUCCUUUUGUAUUAUUUUCAUUGGCAGUCACGGCAUGUUUUUGUAAUCCUUGCCUUUCACCAUUGCAACCAUCGCUUGUGGAAAAAGGAAACAAUAUUUUUAAAGAAGAUGUAUUUGAAAAAUUUGGAACUGGGUCAAAAAUAAGAUUAGAACCGAAUUGCAGGGACCAUUCAAACUAUGAAGAUUCUUCGAUACAGCAAUCAAUUCUUUUAUUAAUCAUGAAGGAUGAUUCAAUCCCAUUCAUACCAAUGAAGAAUCAAGUCUUUAUGGAAAACAGAAAUCGAUGA